CGCCUGCGGGGCACCUCGCUCUCCAUGGGGCUGCGGGACUGGCUGAGGAUCGUGUGCUGCUACUGCUGCCCGUGCAAGUGCCUGGAGGAGCCCGCUGUGCCCGAGAAGGAGCCGCUGGUCAGUGACAACAACCCAUAUUCUUCGUUUGGAGCAACUCUGGCCAGGGAUGACGAGAAGAACCUGUGGAGUAUGCCUCACGAUGUGUCUCACACAGAGGCCGAUGACGACAGGAUCCUGUACAAUUUGAUAGUCGUUCGGAAUCAGCAGGCCAAAGAUUCAGAGGAGUGGCAAAAACUCAACUAUGAUAUCUACACCCUGCGACAGAUUCGAAGGGAAGUGAGAAGUAGAUGGAAACGCAUUUUAGAAGAUUUAGGUUUUCAAAGGGAAGCAGAUUCUUUGUUGUCGGUGACGAAACUCAGCACCAUCAGUGAUUCUAAGAACACAAGGAAGGCUCGGGAGAUGUUGUUGAGACUGGCCGAAGAGACCAAUAUUUUCCCAACCAGCUGGGAGCUCUCAGAGAGAUACCUCUUUGUUGUGGACCGUCUCAUUGCACUCGAUGCUGCGGAAGAGUUCUUUAAAAUUGCCAGUCGAACUUACCCCAAGAAGCCUGGGGUCCCAUGCCUGGCAGAUGGCGAGAAAGAAUUGCACUGCCUUCCGUUUCCAAGUCCCUAAAGGAGAGGCUGCGAGGCAACACUGGAAUUCUUCCACUGGAAUUCUUCCACUGGAACUCAACAGCCAACCAAAGUUGGACAAGUGCUAGAGGGCUAGCUAAGGGAAGAAGGAUUCUGGCUCCUACAGAAAUCUAAGGGUUUGAAUGUCUGGUCAUCAUGAGGACGUGACUCUGUGAAAUGUUCAGGUUACAUUGAAACACCCUAGGGACCUUGCAUCAGCAAGUUGGUCAGCGGGAUAUUUCAUCAUGGGUGAUUAGCUUCCAAGAACUCGUUGCCCCUGUUUUGGUUUUGGUUGUACAAUAAGCUCUAAACACUGGUCCUGCUGGGAGAAUGGGAAAUUCUAGUUAAUAAAACAGUAAGAUUAAUAGAACUACCAUUGAACCCAUAUAUGGAUUACCAAUGUUUAAGUAAUUGUUACACAAUACAGGCUAACACCAAAAUAAUACCAGGCAUCACAUGACCUUUCCUUGACUUGGAAGCACCUACAGAGCCUUGGAGGUGUUUGAGGCCUCAUUCUGAGUAUCUGUUAUGAUGACUCAGAAGUUUAGAUGUACCCAGUAAUAGAAACACCUAGGAGUGCUGCUCAGAAGUGAGUCCCAAAUAGAAUGAUCCCAAGGAGUACUUCUGCAGCUACAUGUAAAAAGCUCUGUCUUCAGUUGUGGCACAAGCAUCUUAAUGUCCCAACAUUAUUGAGAUCUGGUUACCUCAUUUUUGAAAAUGCCCAGCCCUGAUCCACAAGCCCUUGAUAUUUUAUCUGGGAUGGCACCUGUUUGACCUCCACUUUCUUCUCUUCUGUUUAGUCUGUCCCCAACUUAUCAGCCGAGAGUGGCACCUGUCCAGGGACCCCCAAGCAGACUUGCAGCUCUAUAGGCAGUGUUGCAUUGAAGGUCCUUGCUGGACUUUCUCCCUUUCUGAAGAUGAUUUUUCAAACUGGAGCAGUUCUGUCAACACAGCUUGUUUCUAUGCACAGAUUGAGCCGUCCAGCUUCCAAAGUGACUUGCCACGUAGGCAAGGAGCUUGCCAUGAAAUCAUGGUUCAUUUUAUUGAAAAGACUUUCAGAGCCUGUAGGAUUUCUCCAUAGAUUGCUGAGAACAAUGGCAAUAUUUUUACUUUUACAGAUUUUGCUCUUCUGACUUCAAGUUAAAAAGUAACUUGUAUUUAGUCUGCACAGGGGAUUGUGACUUGAAAAUUUUCCUAUCCUGACUGGCCCUUUUGGCAGUGAAGACAAUGUUUAAGAUGUUUGUUAGAGGAGAUGCGUGUUCUCCAUUUACGAAUGCAUUGCAGACCAAUUUAACUGACAUGUUUCAGGUAAAUUCUUCCUAGUUUAGUAAGUAAACUGAAAGUUUUAUUUUUUAAAAUAAAAAAUAUAUUUUUAUUUUGUUUUAUGUAGUACUUAAUCCCUCUCUCAUGUUGUUGAAAAUUAGCCUGAAGGUAUUUUUCCUCACGUCUGUGGGCUCUUGCAAGAUAAACAUACAAACAGUGAAACAAACAAUAAAUUAAACCAAAAAAAAAAAA
This is a messenger RNA of Vicugna pacos (alpaca), 2186 nucleotides long. RefSeq names its product melanoregulin (gene MREG). Gene Ontology annotation, biological process: melanocyte differentiation; melanosome transport. Gene Ontology annotation, cellular component: melanosome. The record is from RefSeq and is a predicted model, not a curated record. Lineage: Eukaryota; Metazoa; Chordata; Mammalia; Artiodactyla; Camelidae.